Messenger RNA from Tachysurus fulvidraco (yellow catfish), 6174 nucleotides. It is a transcript of the gene zbtb16b, whose product is annotated as zinc finger and BTB domain containing 16b. Gene Ontology annotation, biological process: regulation of transcription by RNA polymerase II. The coding region runs from base 191 to 2155 and encodes 654 amino acids. Gene Ontology annotation, molecular function: DNA-binding transcription factor activity, RNA polymerase II-specific; RNA polymerase II cis-regulatory region sequence-specific DNA binding; protein binding. The record is from RefSeq and is a predicted model, not a curated record. Gene Ontology annotation, cellular component: nucleus. Lineage: Eukaryota; Metazoa; Chordata; Actinopteri; Siluriformes; Bagridae. The transcript has 7 exons.
CGUCACACAGCGCCGCUGGUUGGCUGGCCGAGAACUGACUCUGUGCGCGUGAAGCGGGUUCUGUGAAUCUAGCUCGCUCGCGCGCUGCGCUCAUAACGCCUUAAUAAACAGCUGUUGAAUCACGCGCGGACAACGGGAUUGAAGAAGAAGCGAGAGAUCAAAAUUGUGACAUGGUUUGGUUAAUGUUGCUAUGAUGGAUUUGACUAAAAUGGGUGUGAUCCAUCUCCAAAACCCUGGGCACCCCACAACUCUCCUGCAGAAGGCUAACCAGAUGCGUUUGUCAGGGACGUUGUGCGAUGUGGUGAUUAUGGUGGACAGCCAGGAGUUCCAUGCCCAUAGAACCGUGCUGGCCUGCGUCAGCAAGAUGUUUGAGAUCCUGUUCCAUCGAAAUAGCCAACAUUACACUCUGGAUUUCCUCUCACCAAAGACCUUCCAGCAAAUCCUGGAAUAUGCCUACACUGCCACACUCCAGGCUAAACUUGAAGAUUUAGAUGACUUGCUAUAUGCUGCAGAGAUUCUGGAAAUCGAAUACUUAGAGGAGCAGUGUCUGAAGAUCUUGGAGACCAUUCAGUCUUCAGAAGAGAAUGACAUGGACAUAAACAUGAAUGAGAAUGGCACAGUGGAUGAUGAUGAGGGUCGGAUGAAGUAUUUAAAGAGCACUUUGAUCUCCAAAAAACAUUCCAUACAGGAGGGCAACUACAGUUCUGCUGGCCGCCAUCGACUGGCCCUGGGCAACAUGGUUGACAAGAAGCCUUUAGUGUCAGCGCCAUUGGGCCUUAGUACCAUUAGCCCCACAAGGGCUGCUGUAGAGAGUCUGAUGAGCAUUGGCCAGUCUCUCCUGGCAGGGACUGUGCAACAAGGCUUCACUUUUCCCCAAGAAAACUCUUCCCCAUUGCUAGAAAAGAUUAAGACUGAAAUGAUGCAAGUGGAUGAGGAGAAUACCCAUGAGGGUAGCUCUUCCAGAAAUGGAGAUGGGGUCAGCGAGUCUAAGCAACAUAGAGGCACUCCGGGAACCCCCACCAGAGGCACCGUCAUCACUAGUGCUCGGGAACUCCAUUCCACUGAUGGUGUUCCUGAAUCACAUGGAGAUGCCAGCCAAGUGGGACCAGCACACAUUGCCAGUCUGGCUGAGAGACAUCUUGCAGCAUUGUACAACCAAAAGAAUGAGAGUAUGCUGCCCAUAUCUGUAUCUAUGGCUUCAUCGUUGCACAUGCCACCCACCCUUGCUAUGUCUGCAGACUUUGGCACCUAUGGUGGGCUUUUCCACCAGAGCUUCAUUCAGCGGGAGUUCUUCAGUAAACUGAGCAAUUGCACAACAGAUUCAAAGCAUGAGGGCCAGAGGGAACGCUGCAGUGUGUGUGAUAUGGAGCUGCUGGACAGUGAGACUGCAGAGCAACACAGGAAACUGCAUAGUGAUAUGAAAACCUUUGGCUGUGAGUUCUGUGGAAAACACUUUUUGGAUAGCUUACGGCUGAGGAUGCACAUGCUGUCACACUCAGAUGGACCAAAAGCACUGGUGUGUGAUCAGUGUGGAGCUCAAUUCUCUAAAGAGGAUGACUUGGAGUCCCAUCGGCACAGACACACAGGCUCAGACAUGGCUGUCUUUUGUCUGCUGUGUGGGAAACGCUUCCAAACUCAGAAGGCACUGCAGGGUCACAUGGAGGUCCAUGCUGGUGUGCGCAGUUACAUCUGCAGCGAGUGCGAUCGAACUUUCCCCAGCCACACGGCUCUCAAACGCCACCUUCGCUCCCACACAGGUGACCACCCGUACGAGUGCGAGUUCUGCGGUAGCUGCUUUCGGGAUGAGAGCACGCUGAAGGGCCACAAGCGCAUCCACACCGGAGAAAAACCCUACGAAUGCAACAGCUGUGGCAAAAAGUUCAGUCUCAAACAUCAGCUGGAGACACACUACCGCGUACACACAGGUGAGAAGCCCUUUGAGUGUAAGCUGUGCCACCAGCGCUCACGAGACUACUCAGCCAUGAUCAAACACCUACGCACUCACAACGGAGCUUCGCCCUACCAGUGUACCAUCUGCCAGGAGUAUUGCCCCAGCCUCUCGGCCAUGCAGAAACACAUGAAAAACCACAAGCCUGAGGAUGUUCCCCCAGACUGGAGGAUUGAGAAGACCUAUCUGUACCUAUGCUAUGUGUAAGACAGCUGAAGAAAGGAACGAAGAAAGAAGAAACCGGUGGCUCAUUCAUUCAUUUUGCUCGAAGCUGGGCCAAAGAUAGAGAAGGAAAGUGAUCAAAUCUGUUGUGUAAUUUUUAUUUUUAUUUUAUUUUUUUUUAAAUGCCAUUUCAUAUGCACAUGUCCAAAUUCAUCUCUAGGGACAUUACACUGUUCUUGUUUUAGUAAAAGGAACAUAUUGUUAAAGUGACUUUAAAAAAAACAAAACAUUUAAUUAAUAUGAUAUGUUAUAUAAGAAUAUUCUAGCACUAGCACACGUCUCACUAACAAGAUCCGAGCUCGUCCACAUGUAACACAGAUAAGUGAUAACAUACCUUUUUAUUCAUGUUAAAUAUUUUUAAAGACCAAGGAUAAAAAUGAACAGAAAAUGUUUGCCGAGGCCACGUGUACAGAAAAGCAGAUGAUUGUGUGACAAGCCUCAAAAUGACCUAAAAUAAAUAAAUAAAUAAAUAAAAUUGAAUAUUAAAAAAAAAGAUCUGCAGUGCAAGAACAUCACAGCUUAUUUUGAGUGGCAAAAGCACUUAUUGGCCAUUUGAUAACAGGUAAACUCAAAUAAUGCUACUUUAUGAUCACAGAUUAUAAAGGAUGUUUCAGGGAUGUGUUCAUAGAAUAACUACACUGUGCACUUUCAUAACUGAGUUUGAUGUCAUGACUACGAUGUUCAGUAUAAUCAUGAAAACACACGGGGGAUUUAGUUCGCUUGUCAUUCGCUUUCCCACAUUCUCCUACCAUUAAAAUGAGUGUUAGGCUAAUCAUAACUUUCUUAAAUGCAUAUUUUUGUGAUAUGGAAAUCAUCAAGUGAUGCAUAAUUAGUGGACUUUCAUUGAGGGCUGCACACAUUAAUAAAAAAAUUAUAUAUAUAUAUAUAUAUAUAUAUAUAUAUAUAUAUACACAUAAUUAUGCCGUGUAUAUAUAGCUAUAUGCUGGACAUUGCGAUAGGGUGUUAUGUUCAGGCAUUUUAAGAUGAAUUAUCCAGAAGGAUAAAUAAAAAGGAGAACUUUCAAAUAAAUAAUAAAAUAUAAUGAUCAAAGUAAACAAACUAGAAGAGAUUAAAGAAGAAAAUGCAGUAUUCAGCUCUACAGAUGUUACCUUUUCAUGGCUUAUUUUUUCCUUUUUUUUUUUUUUUUAAAUGUUACUUGAAUUACUUGAUUGUCUUGUGCUUGUGUGCUUGAUUCGUUCUUAUAUCACAGCACUGGUGCAUACACUGAUGAUGGAUCAGAAAGUGUCGAUUAGUUUUCUAUAACAGCAACUCCGAUUGUUGUUGCAUUAUCGUUUCUAUAGUAACACAUUUAAAGCGAAUUGUAUGGCAGAUGCUGCAAAUAAACUGAGAAGGAAAAAAAAAUGGUCGUCGAAAUGGUGAGGUUUUCUGUGAGGAGAAAAUCUGGAAGGAGUCUCCAGUGUCAGUGCUUCGUAACGGGCAGAGCUAAACCUGUAACCGUAAGCUUUCCGACUUUCUGCGUUUCUUUCUCGUUAACGUCGAGACAGAGAGAAACGUAAGGGAGUGACUUUCAUAGCUGCUAUAAUUUAAGUGACAACAAGAACAAACCUGUCUCAUGGAUGUUCUACAGCAUUACUGUAAGUAUAUUUGGGUGACAUAAAAACUUUAAUAAAAAAAAUAAAAAAUUUAAAUCACUGACAAAUUUCUGUAUUAUAAGAGUAAAAAAACAACACAGCAGGACAUGCUGUAACAGCACAAUCCCUUUGCGUGUGUGAUGAAUCUUGUGGUUUAUUCGGCUGCAGUUAGGACAUUGGAUUAUACAUGGAUUAUAAUCCUGUACAAAGAUUCAGUUAGCCAUAGAAUAAUCAUCAUAACCCGCACUCGGUAAGUGCACAAAGAUCCUCUUUGCAUUAUUAUCAGGUUUAUCAUUGCUCAGCCCUCUGUGUGCUACCUCUUCAUGGCUCUUUGUUUUGCACUAAAGCAAAAGCACAUACGAUUAUAAUUUGCGACAGUUAUUUUUAAAUCAUAUCUUCUGCUUAAUUCUCAGAGAUGGUGAUUUAUUUGACAUCACAUUUACACUCCAUAUCCGGUUUACCAUUUUAGAACGAAACCGACCGUAUCCUGAUGUAUCCAUUCGUUUUAUAUACUGUUUAUGAGCUACGGUAUAAGGGUGAAGCUUAAGAAUAGAAGUGUUGUCUUUUUAUGUGGAAAUGAUUGUAAAGUGGAAUUGUCAAGUCACAUGCGGUUCUGCUAAGUACAUAAAUUGUGUGUAAUGUUACUAAUGGGGGGGGGGGAUGCAAAAGCAACAACAACAAAAAAAAAAUAAUAAAAUAAAAUAAAUAAAAAAACCCAAACAGGAGCCAAAUGUGGCAAUUUGAUAAGAAAAAAGAAAUGGUGUAUUUUUGUAUUCUGUAACGUGCAAAAUCUGUCCACCUGUUUAUAGUUGAGUGAGUACUUUUACAGUAAUUUUUGCAUUGUGUUUGUUUUUUUUUUGGUGAUACUUUUUGUGCCUCUUUUACAAUGUCGACGAUGUUCGGUAGUAGAUGUUUGUAAAGCUUGUAUUGUGGUCACAGCUGCUGGGUGUCUGUUUCUCAUUACUUAUUAUAUGCCAAGAUCCACAGGCCUACUAGGAUCACGAAGCACAAAAUACCUAACAGAAAAGGCAGAAAUGUUUUUGUUUUUCUGUUUGCUUGCGUUGUGGUCACAGCGUAUUCACUGUGAGAUCCAAAACACAUUAUAUGCAGUUAUAUGCAGGUUUGUGUGUGUGUGUGUAUGUGUGUGUGUGCAGUGUGAGUCAAAGAAUUCUUGUGGUCAAACUGUUUCAGUGUGUAAACGCAUUACUUAUGAGAAAAGAAAAUAAUCUUCCACAAUGAAUCCACAAAAUAUUUGAUUUGAAUAUUUUUCUAAAAGCAUUUUACCGUACAUUCAUUUUGUUGCUUCACUUUUAGACAUCACGUGUCCAGAAAUACCGAAGGAAAUUGUCCACUGAAAAGGAUUGUGACAAACAGGGAUGUAAGGAUUUAUUUCUUUACUGCACAACCAGAUCACAAGGAUAAAAUGAAUUCUGGGAAAGUAAUCAAUAAGUAUUGUUGUUAAAACAUUGCUUUAAUUUAGUUAUAUUUGUCUAUAAUGAAUUACUUUAAGCAAGGGGUUUAAAAAAAAAAGGUACACUGUGAAAACAUUUGUCAGAUAAAGCCUUUACAGAAAAAUCACUUUAAUUUCGUAUGUUUUUCACAUGUGACGAUAUGCGAACAACUGUGUAGGUACAUUCUAACCUGUUGUGAGCUCAAGGAUGUGUGACACGUAAAAAACAACACAUGGAAAUAAAUGAAUCAAAUACGUAUUUAAAAUAAAGACAUGCACUACAUGUAAACAAUACAUAUGCGUAUAAAAACAGUUUGUAUGGCUUUUCUGUAAAGGAGGAUCUUUGUUAUUGGGUUUGCAAUAAAACCAUAUGCACAGCACAGAAUUGAGAAAGUGGCAUCCCUGUGUCACUGUGUUUUAUUUUUGCCUCAACCUAGAAGCAGCCAUUUCCCUCAGUGCUCCUUUAUAUGUGCCAUUCACAUCAAACUUCAAUAAGUAAUCAUAAACUUUAUUUAAAGCACUGAGAAUCCAUGUUGGACCAAAUGAAAUCUGUUUUUCAAUUCUAGAUUAUUUUCUUGCAUUGACAUUUUACUUUUACGUUCGAAUGAUUUACAUUAAUUGUCUUUCAGUUCAUUGUCUACCUCAGCACCAAUUCUUUAUAAAACCCUAAAAGGUGCCCAAUUACAGCUGUUUAUUUUCUCAAUUGUGCAUAAUUUUUUUUUUUUAAUUAUUUUAUUUUAUUUUUAGGAUUUGGAGGUUAUUUCUAUUUUGGAUUGUUGUAUUUUUUUUUUCUCUGUAUUUUCAGCAUCAAGUUAAUACGCUGUCUUUUUGAACUGUGUGAUGGCAUUGAUGCGGAUUGAGGUGUUUUGUUUCUCUCCUCUCUGUGUGUGGGCUCAAACACAGCUCUGUGUUACUGUUAAUGUUGUCUGGGGUGUGGAAAAAUAAUAAAGAUAUAAAAGAGA